This is a messenger RNA of Ilex paraguariensis (yerba mate), 1718 nucleotides long. NCBI's taxonomy places the organism in Eukaryota, Viridiplantae, Streptophyta, Magnoliopsida, Aquifoliales, Aquifoliaceae. The record is from the annotation of a GenBank genome assembly.
AAAAAUACCUGGUAUGCAAGAAAACAAUCCCAGUCUUCUCUUCUCUCCCUUCCCUUCAUGUACAGGUUAGGUCACCCAUCUCUCCUAUCUCUCAUCUCUUCUCUCUCUUCAGAUCCAAGACCACCCAUAUCUCUCUCUCUCUCAUGGCCUUCAAGUUCAACCAUAGAAAGUUGAUACCAAAUUUUCUCAAUGAUACCAUAACACAGAUGUGUACACCAUACUACUGUAACCCAACAAAGAACAAAGAAGGAGCUUGUCCAUUUUCAUGUAUCAUCUACUGUUACCCAACUUGUUACCAAUCAAUCAUAUCUGAAAUCGAACCUCCAGAAUACCCUCUAUCCCCCUUAAAUGAUCACCCAAACAAAACCCACAAACACUCUCUCUUCGUCAUCAUCUCUCUUUCCAUUCUCGCCACUGUUUUCUUUCUCCUCUUUUGUUUCACCAUCUACAAGUUUUAUACAGGAUGGUACAGAUCAAGAAGGAGAUCAGAGCCACAAGAAGAAGAGAUUUAUGGUGAUUUUUUGAAUGAAAAUCAUGGGCCUGUAGUGGAUCAUCCCAUAUGGUUUAUCAGAACUGUUGGUCUUCAACCAUCAGUAAUCACAGCAAUCUCAAUUGUUAAGUACAAGAGAGGUGAGGGUCUAGUGGAAGGAACAGAGUGCUCUGUUUGCUUGAAUGAGUUUCAAGAAGAUGAGACUCUUAGGCUAUUGCCAAAAUGUAACCAUGCUUUUCACUUGCCUUGUAUUGAUACUUGGCUUAGAUCACACACAAAUUGCCCCAUGUGCCGUGCCAGAAUUGUGAUCAACCUGGCGGUCUCGCCAUCCCCGGAGCAGAGUGACAGCAAUUUGGGUCAUGUUGAAGAAACCCAAGUGAGAAUUCCAGAGAAUAAUGGUGAAUUUGGAAGGCAUAGAGAAGAUGAGGCUCGUGAAUUGAGGAUUGGGGCAGUGGAAGAAGGUGGAAUUCGGGUCGAAAAUGGAGUAAACAUAGAUGGAAUUUUGGGUAAGAGUGAUCAUUUAGAGGUGGAUGAGGUUCAACCAAUGAGAAGAUCUGUUUCUAUGGAUUCCUUAUCAGCUUCAAUGAUCAGACUUGCCAUGGCUAAUGCUCAUCCAGAACAAUCUGUUGGGUUUUCGGAUUCCCAAUUCAUCAAAGUCCAUGAAUCAAACAGUGGUAUUGUUUCAAAGAGAUUUGAUGUUAAUCAGAGCUUGUUCAGAUUAGUGUGUAGUUCUUCAUUUGGAAGAUCAGUGCAAAAGGGGCCUGGUUCAAUGAAGAGAUCAUUUUCUUGUUCUGGGAAGGUAUUGUCAUCAAGGUACAACCAUAGCCGAAAACCUGUUCUUCCUUCAUGAAGCUUUUCAUGUUACUUUUGGUAUGGAUUUCCAAGUGUCAUGUCUGCAAAUUAGAUGUAUCAGGAACUCUCAACAAGCUGAGAGUUUCCAUAGAUUUCUGAACAAAGUCAUAUCACAAAGGAUGAUUCCUUGUAUAUGUCUCGAGACCCGCUAACGUCACGUCACGAGUCUCGUGCACUGGAUUGUUCUUUUUCUGGAGCUUAUGUUAUGUUUGAUUUCUUUUUCGCAUUUUGGCUAUGCAAUGUAUGAUAAAAUUGUACUUGGUAGCAAUGCUGGGGCAUUGGAAUUUUUUUAUGUUUCUGUUAGAAUUACUUGAAGUAAAUCACUGAGCUAAACCUAGUUGUUUGGGUCUAUGUUCUUUCAUAAUGAGACUUUGCA